This is a messenger RNA of Solanum tuberosum (potato), 717 nucleotides long. Its product is annotated as zinc finger MYM-type protein 1-like. The transcript has a single exon. Bases 1 to 717 code for a protein of 238 amino acids. The record is from RefSeq and is a predicted model, not a curated record. NCBI's taxonomy places the organism in Eukaryota, Viridiplantae, Streptophyta, Magnoliopsida, Solanales, Solanaceae.
AUGCGUCAAUUUCGACCAACUUGGUUUAAGAGAAGAUCUCAAUGGUUGGAAUAUAGCAUUAAAGCAGACACAACAUUUUGUUUGUGUUGUUUUUUGUUCAAGAAUGAACUUGAAAGUCGUGGAAAUGCCGGAGAUUCAUUUACAAGAGAUGGUUUUAGGUGUUGGAACAAAGCUUUAGAAAGAUUCAAAAAACAUGUUGGUAAGGUAAAUAGUAUCCAUCAUAAAUGUUUCAAUAGGAUGCAAGAUUUGAAAAACCACCGACAAUUGAUCCAAUCUUCUUUUGACAAGCAAAGUGAAAAGGCAAGAAGUGAUUAUCGGAUGCGUUUAAAUGCCUCAAUUGAUGUAGCAAGAUUUCUCUUGACAUCGGGAUUUCCAUUUCGUGGACAUGAUGAAAGUGAAGGUUCCGAAUAUAAGGGUGCUUUUCUUGAACUUUUGAAAUGGUAUGGGGAUAGAAGUUUUGAUGUGGGAAGAGUAAUAUUAGGUAAUGCUCCACAAAAUGAUAUGAUGAUUUGUCCGACAAUUCAAAAAGAUAUUGUGGAGGCUUGUGCUAAAGAAAUAACUAAGGCUAUCAUUGAAGACUUGGACGGUGAUUAUUUUGGAAUAUUAGUUGAUGAAUCAAAGGAUGUUUCUCAUAAGGAGCAAAUGGCUCUAAUUUUGAGAUAUGUCAACAAAAGUGGAAUGGUGAUAGAGCGAUUCUUGGGGGUAUUGUCCAUGUAA